AGUAAUGUGGAAUAAACUGGAAUAGAAUUAAUUUCAAAUUGAUGAGAACUUUAAUUAAAUGUUUAAGUUAAUUCUAAAAAAUUAAACAAAUAUUUUUUAUAACAAGAUAAUGUUAAGAGCUACUUACUAUAAUCUAUGGAAUGAUUACCUACUGAAACAUAACCUAAUAAGAUUGACAGCUUAGUACAAAAUGAUAGAGGAAUAUGACGAAAAUUUGCUUAAUAAAAUACAAUUACUAUCAAUAGAGAAGUCUUGUAGGAUCUGCAUUACCUCUAGUUACGAAAUGAGCAACAUAUUUAACGAGAAACAUCCGGAGAUACUUGAAAAAAUCGAAUUCUGCACUGGUAUUUUGUUAAAACCUGAAGACGGUCUUCCGGCACACAUAUGCGGAAUGUGCAGUAAGAACCUGACAGUUGCUUUUGAUUUCAAAACGAAAUGUAUAUUCAGCGACAAAAUCUUAAGGAAACUCUGUACGGCGGUCAAAGAGGAACACAACUGCACCAGUGAAAUCGACUAUGAAGAUGACAACAAUGAUUUCUUCACCAACAACAAUGAAACAAAGAGUAAAUCGAGCAAGGAUUGUGAGGUUGACGUAACCAUUGUUAAGACGGAAUGCAUGGAUGCUCAGAAUGACUUUAAGAAGAUUAAUUUGAAAGCAUUUAAAUGCAAAACUGUAAGACGGAAAAAGAAAAAUAAAUCUAUACUGAGGAAUCGGGAGGUAAUUAAGAAAAAGAAGGUUGUGGAAGAACCGGCUGAAGCCUUAGAACCUGAACCGCCGAUUGAAUUCCCGUGCGGUAUAUGCGAUUUGAAUUUCGAUAACAAAAAAUCUCUAGUGGCGCAUCGAAAAGAAAAACAUUCCAGUAAAGACGGACUGAUAUGCGAGAUAUGUGGUAAGCUGUUCCCGCGCGCUUCGUACAGCACUCACCUACGUACGCACAGGACGCCGAACUACAAGUGCGACCAUUGCGAUUACGGGACCGUUUACAAGAGCGACCUGGUCAAACACGUUCAGAGGCACUGCGGCAACACCAAAACGUACAAGUGCGAUUCCUGCACGUGCUCGUACUACACGUGCUCGAGUCUGUACGCCCACCGGCGGCUCGUGCACCAGGGCGAGAGGCGCUUCCCCUGCACCCACUGCGAGAAGAGAUUCAACGAUAGGAGCAAAUUGCAGAGGCACAUCGACACGCACUUCGGCGUCAAGCGAUACGAAUGCGAGAUAUGUCAUUCGUGUUACACGCGGCGUUGCUAUUGGAAGAGGCAUCUGCUGAAGCAGCACAACAUCGAGACCCCCCGCAUGAAGCCGGGGCGGCAGCGCGCGGGGACCCUCCCGGGGGACCACCAGAGCAAACGCCUCAAGUGUAACUACAGGACGUGAUGGGGGGUCGACGGAAGGCGAUUAAAAAUCUUAUUUAUUGAGUGUAAAUUAUUGUUAUGGAUGUUUAUUAAACGUUUAUUAUUGUG
Messenger RNA from Bombyx mandarina (wild silkworm), 1464 nucleotides. RefSeq lists its product as uncharacterized. Gene Ontology annotation, cellular component: nucleus. The record is from RefSeq and is a predicted model, not a curated record. NCBI's taxonomy places the organism in Eukaryota, Metazoa, Arthropoda, Insecta, Lepidoptera, Bombycidae. Gene Ontology annotation, molecular function: zinc ion binding.